Messenger RNA from Papaver somniferum (opium poppy), 1234 nucleotides. Its product is annotated as protein trichome birefringence-like 34. Gene Ontology annotation, molecular function: O-acetyltransferase activity. The record is from RefSeq and is a predicted model, not a curated record. The transcript has 5 exons. Bases 77 to 1204 code for a protein of 375 amino acids. NCBI's taxonomy places the organism in Eukaryota, Viridiplantae, Streptophyta, Magnoliopsida, Ranunculales, Papaveraceae. Gene Ontology annotation, cellular component: Golgi apparatus.
UUCUAAGCUAAGUUUAAACAGCCUAACAACGAUUUUAGUUUCUAUCUUUGUUAUUAUUUAUGUGUACUCCAGAACAAUGUCCAGAAGUACCACCGUACAGAGUUACAAGGAAACGACAAUGAAAGGCGCCUAUAGCGAAUCGAUCACACCACCGUGGAGUUGUGAUCUCUUUUCAGGUAAAUGGGUUUACGAUAAUUCGACGAAUCCUUUGUAUUCAUGGAAGCAGUGUUCGUUAAUGAAUGACUGGUUUACCUGUGAGAAGUUUGGAAGAAAGGAUUUAAAAUAUCAGAAUUGGAGAUGGCAACCCGACCAGUGUGACUUACCAAGGUUCAAAGCGAAAGCAUUUCUAGAAAGAUUGAGAGGUAAAAGGAUGGUUUAUGUUGGAGAUUCAAUGACCACAAAUCAGUGGGCUUCCAUGGUUUGUAUGGUGGAAUCUAUAAUCCCGUCAGAUCUCAAAUCUAUGCACUUUAAUGGAUCUCUGAUAAUUUUUAAAGCCAGUGAAUUCAAUGCAACCAUUGAGAGAUACUGGGCACCAUUGUUGGUUGAAUCAAAUUCGGAUAAUCCCGAGCACCAUCGAGUACCACAUCGGAUAGUCAGAGCAGGAGCUAUUGAAAAACACGCAAUGCAUUGGUCUGAUGCUGAUAUACUUGUCUUUGGUUCCUACCUCUGGUGGAAGGAACCAAAACUGGAAAUCUUAUGGGGAUCCUUUGUAAGGCCUAAUGAUGGAAUCUAUAAAGAUUUAGGAAUGGUUGGUAAGUUUGAAGUGGGUCUGAAAACAUGGUCCGAUUGGCUUGAAAAUCAUAUCAAUCGUACAAAGACGCAAUUGUUUUUCAACAGCAUAACACCAGUGCACGAGAGGGCUGGGGAAUGGGCAAAGAACAAAGAAGGAAAUUGUUACAACGAAACAGAACCAAUAUUACAAGAACAUUACUGGGGUCAAUGGACAAGUACAGAUUUUAUGAAGGCCUUGGAGCGUAGAGUCAAUGAAUUGAAAGUUAGAGGUGUUGAUGUGAAAAUAAUGAAUAUUACACAACUAACAGAAUACAGAAAAGAUGCCCAUCCUUCUGUGUAUAAAAAAAAAUGGGAUACAUUAAUUCCAGAUCAAAUAUCAGACCCUGUAAGUUAUUCUGAUUGUCAUCAUUGGUGCCUCCCCGGAGUACCUGAUACUUGGAAUGAACUCCUUGAUGCCUACAUACUGCCAUAAUGGGUAAUUUGAAAGAAUCUAUUGAUGUCA